This is a messenger RNA of Planococcus citri (citrus mealybug), 2877 nucleotides long. RefSeq names its product E3 SUMO-protein ligase ZBED1-like. Gene Ontology annotation, biological process: regulation of transcription by RNA polymerase II. Gene Ontology annotation, cellular component: nucleus. NCBI's taxonomy places the organism in Eukaryota, Metazoa, Arthropoda, Insecta, Hemiptera, Pseudococcidae. The coding region runs from base 177 to 2447 and encodes 756 amino acids. The record is from RefSeq and is a predicted model, not a curated record. Gene Ontology annotation, molecular function: protein dimerization activity; DNA binding. The transcript has 5 exons.
CCUCGUACCUCGUGUCUCGCUCUGCGCUCUCGUUCAUCGUUCUCCAUGGUGUUGAAUAAAUUCAAUAAUUUCGAAUUUUUUUUAGCUAAAUAAUGUCAAUAUUUAUUAUUUUAACUUUAUAAUUCGUAAUUUAAUUUCGUGUUUAACGUACUCGACAUUUGACUUUGUAAUUGAGUAUGUUUUCUGCCAAAAAUAAAAUAAAACGAACAAGAUUGUACGAUGACGAUAAAAGCUCUCAGAAAUCUCAAAAAUCUGCUUCCUCCAACUCUACUCUGUCUUCUUUAAAGAGAUCGAAAUUUCGUAGAAUUUUCUGUUUAUCCGGCGAGGAGGAGAAUGAUGCAGAAGUAGUUGAUGAUGUUCAAAUUGUUGGACCUCAAAAUGCAGGAAAUGGUGAAUCACUUGAAUCGUCUGGCAAUGAAAAUUUAAAAGAAACAGGCUCUUCAGAACUUCAAAAUACCUCAUCUCAGUUGUGUCCUCAACCAACUGAAUCGUUAUCAAAGUCUUCAAAGAAAUCAAUAGCUGAAGCAUUUUUCGAUGACUAUGAUUUAACACACAAAAAGUGCAAGGACUGCGGAAAAAAAAUAAAAAAAUGUGGAAAUACGACGAAUUUUAUCAGCCACGCAAAGAGCCAGCACCCAGUUCGUUAUUAUGCAGUUUCGAUUAAGUUUGGUGUGGUUCCAGUGGUUGAAUCUGAUUCAACAUCAACACGAGAAAACGAAGAGAAUCCGGUUGCAAUUGCAACAAACAAUUCGGUUGUUGAUGACGCAGAAAAUUUUUAUCAGACUAAAACAACUAAUAAGAAAAGUUUGAGUUGGAGCAGUGUUGUGCAGCCAACAAUUCGCGCAAUCGUAAACAGAGCUAUACCUUAUCCCAAAGACUCCGAAAAACGACGCGAACUUGACAAGCUGUUGGCAAUAUUUAUCACUAAAACCUACCAACCACUUCGUAUUGUUGAGAUGCCGGAAUUUCGAAAUUUUGUACUGAAGCUUAAUGCACGGUAUACAUUAAUGAGUCGUAAAACAUUAACUGAAUCACUUCUACCAUCGUUUUACAUUGCUGCAAAGAACAAACUCAUGGAUAUGUUGAGUAAGGCUGACUCCAUCGCGGUUACAACAGAUUGUUGGACUUCAUGUUCGAACGAAAGUUUCCUGGGAAUCACAGUCCACUUCUGGGAAAAGAAUCCUGAUCAUGAGCUUCCAACACUCCAAUCUAGAGUGCUCGAAGUCGUGCCGAUUCCGGUAGAUGAAACUGCCGAAAGUUUGUCCAAAUUACUUAAAGAAACGUUUGUAGCUUGGAAUAUCGAAUCAAAAAUUACGGCAAUUGUGACGGAUCAUGCGCCGAAUAUGAAAGCUGCGGUCAAUAUACUAAAAAUUCGGCACCUGGGAUGUCUCGCGCACUCUUUAAAUACAAUCGUUAAAAAUUGUAUCACCCAGUGUACUGAUAACGAAAUAAAAUCGGCAAUACAAAAAGCUAAAGAUAUAGUCACCUACUUCCAUCAUAGCGCGAAAGGCACCAGGAUAUUGAAAGCAGUAAAUGAGCUUAAUUUGGAAGAUGGCGAGUUGAUGCCCUCGAAAUUGAAGCAGUAUGUUGAAACACGUUGGAAUACCUUAUACGAUAUGAUCACGAGCGUUAUUGAUAACAUGGAAGGUAUCAACAAAGUACUAAUUCAAAUCGACCUGAAAAACGUAGAGAAAAUUCUGAAUGAUACUGAAAUUGCUAUUUUGAAAGAUAUUCGCGAUAUGAUUAAGCCGUUUAAAACCGCUACUGAAAGUAUCUCCGGUGAUAAAUACAUCACGAUAUCGUCGGUUAUUCCUUGCAUUAAGGGACUACGCAUGAAGUUGGCCAAAAUACAGACUCAUAGCGAAGCAACGAAGAAUUUAUUAUCUACUUUCAUUUCGAAAACGGCGGAGAAAUUAUCGGAGUAUGAGACCAGAACUAUUACACGCAUCGCGACUCUGCUUGACCCCAAGUACAAAAAAAGUGGUUUUUGUAAGCCAAGCAAUAUUGAUGAAGCUGUAAAAGCUGCGAAGUCGUUCAUCGGUGACGUUAUAAAAGAAAAAGAAGCGUCUGUCUCAGCUCAAGUUGCGCCAACAUCAACUAAACCAGCCAACGAUGAAGAUGAUUUAUAUUCAUUUCUAGAUACUGAUAACGAUGAAAUCCAGCGUACUCCAACAGUUGAUGCAACAACCUUGCUAGAUAGUUUCUUUUUGCUGGAAAAAUUGGAUAAGAAGUCGUCAGUAGAAACGUGCAUCUCUAAUUUGAAGCAUAAACAUCCAGAAUUAUACCAAGUGUUUAUGUUAUUUUCGAUGAUUCCCGGGUCUAGCGUUCCAUGCGAACGUUUAUUUUCUAAUACCGGCUAUACUAUGUCCGAUCGGAGGAAUAGAUUGGCAUCCUUCACUUUGAAUAUGCUCGUUUUUUUAAACAAAAAUUGUGAUUUAAUAUGUUAAAUCUUUUUUUGAAUAUUUUGACUAGUUUAUAAGUUUACUUUAAUGCGAACGUUUAUUUUAAUGCGAACGUUUAUUUAUAGAUUAGUGUUGUUUACUUUGAAUAUGCUCUUAUGCUCGUUUUUUUGAACAAGAAUCGAUAUUUGGUCUUAUUACGUAUAUUCGACUCGUUCACUUUAAUAAAAAAAAAAAUUGAUUUGCAUUUUUUUUUUGCUCUCCGAUUGCUUGUUCUUGUGUUAUCCAUUACUCCGAAUCCGAAAACUUACUUCAGUUACUUCUAGAGGUUGAAUUUUUUCAUUUUCCCAUGAAUUUACCGAAUUUAGCGACUUAUAGAAAAUAAUCGAUUAAUCGAUUAUUAAUCGAUUAUUUUUGUCCAUUUUUGACGAUUAAUCGAUUGGGAAAAUAAUCGUAAUCGAAAUCAUCGAUUAUCAAA